CACACCAGUCGACUACGUGCUGGAAUUAGAAAGAAAAACCAGCCAGCCGGCCGCGAUUCUGUCGUCUGGAAACGCAUUGAUUCGGCGAUGACCAAGCACCACCAGCACCUGGGUUUAAGCUUCCGCCAUGGCGCCGAGGAGGAGCGCUGGGUCGACGACUCCUCCGUCGACCACCGCGGCCGCCCGCCCCUCCGCGCCGCCACCGGCUCCUGGAAGGCCGCCAUGUUCAUCAUCCUGAUCGAGUUCAGCGAGCGGCUCAGCUACUUCGGCAUCGCCACCAGCCUCAUGAUCUACCUCACCAAGGUGCUGCACCAGGAUAUGAAGGUCGCCGCCGAGAACUCCAACUACUGGAUGAGCGUCACCACCCUCAUGCCGCUCCUCGGCGGGUUCCUCGCCGACGCCUACCUCGGCCGCUUCCGCACCGUGCUCUACUCCACCGUUGUCUACCUCCUCGGCCUCGUCCUGCUCGCGGUGGCGCAGCUGACGCCGGGCCUUAGGCCGGCCGGCGGCUCGGUGCCGCGGAUCCACGAGACGCUCUUCUUCGUCGGGAUCUACCUCGUGUCCGUCGGCACCGGCGGCCACAAGCCGGCGCUCGAAAGUUUCGGCGGUGACCAGUUCGACGACGGACACGCCGGGGAGCGGCUGCAGAAGAUGUCCUACUUCAACUGGUGGAACUGCGCGCUCUGCUCUGGGGUCCUGCUCGGGGUGACCGUCGUCGUGUACGUCCAGGAGCGUGUCGGAUGGGGCGCCGCCACGGUGCUGCUCGCUGCAGUCAUGGGGUGCUCCCUCGUGGUGUACCUCGCCGGGUGGCGGACGUACCGGUAUAGGGUGCCGCAGGGCAGCCCGCUCACGCCGUUGCUAAGGGUCGUCGUGGCCGCCGUCAGGAAGCGGCGCCUUCGGCUGCCAGCCGACAUCGGCGACCUGCACGAGGAGGAUGGCGGCAAGAAGAGGCUGCUCUGCCACACCGAGCAGCUCCGGUGUCUCGACAAGGCGGCAAUCGUGGAGUAUGAUGGCGAGGGGCGGCGCGGGGCGUGGCGGCUGGCCACGUUGACGCAGGUGGAGGAGACAAAGCUGGUGGUGUCGAUGGUGCCCAUCUGGGUGGCCACGCUCCCGUUCGGCAUCACGACGGCGCAGGUGUCCACCUUCUUCGUCAAGCAGGGCAGCGUGAUGGACCGCCGCAUGGGCCCCCACUUCGUGCUCCCGCCGGCGUCCAUCUUCGCGCUGGCCGCCGUCGCCAUGAUCGCCACCGUGGCGCUCUACGACAAGGUGCUCGAGCCGUGCCUGCGCCGCAUGACUGGGACGGAGCGCGGGCUCAGCGUCCUUCGGCGCAUCGGCAUCGGCAUGGCGCUCGCCGUGGUGGCCAUGGCCGUGGCCGCGGUCGUCGAGCGUCGCCGCCUGCACUCCGCCGCCACCAUGUCCGUGUUCUGGCUGGUGCCGCAGUUCGCGCUGAUGGGCGUGGCCGACGGGUUCGCGCUGGUGGGCCUGCAGGAGUACUUCUACGACCAGGUGCCGGAUUCCAUGCGCAGCCUGGGCAUCGGGCUGUACCUGAGCGUGAUCGGCGCCGGGAGCUUCCUGAGCGGCCUGGUGAUCGCGGCGGCGGACCACGUGAGCUCGCACGGCGGGCGGCGGCCCGGGUGGUUCGGCAAGGACCUGAGCCGGAGCAGGCUGGACCUCUUCUACUGGCUGCUCGCCGCCGUCUCCGCCGUCAACCUGGGCUUCUACGUGCUCGUCGCCGCCCGGUACUCGUACAAGCAGACCGUCAAGGCCAAGAGGGUGAGCGCCAGCGACGUCGAGUGCGCCACCGCCGUCGCCGCAUAACCAAGUAGUAGUACUAGGCAGGGAAGAAUGAUCGAUGCCAAUGGCAUUGCAUCAUCGUUCGUUCUAGCAUUAAGGGAUUAUUAGGAUUUGUGUUCUGCUUUGUGAUCGAUCGUUGUGUUGCGUAUUCAUUCAAGUCGAUGUCUGGUCUGGUGUAGCAUGUUGUGGAGUCUAGCUUCUACUGUAGUACCUGUUGAUCAUCAUCUUUUUUCUUUUCUUUUUGGGAUUCGAUCACUGAUCAUCUGUAGGUUCUCUCCAAGCGUAGAAUGAUUCUCAUGGCUUCAAACGUGAGCACAAGAGCAUAAA
This is a messenger RNA of Triticum dicoccoides, 2121 nucleotides long. RefSeq names its product protein NRT1/ PTR FAMILY 5.7-like. Gene Ontology annotation, biological process: oligopeptide transport; transmembrane transport. The transcript is spliced from 2 exons. The record is from RefSeq and is a predicted model, not a curated record. Lineage: Eukaryota; Viridiplantae; Streptophyta; Magnoliopsida; Poales; Poaceae. Gene Ontology annotation, cellular component: membrane. The coding region runs from base 88 to 1818 and encodes 576 amino acids. Gene Ontology annotation, molecular function: transmembrane transporter activity.